Messenger RNA from Enterobius vermicularis (human pinworm), 621 nucleotides. The record is from the annotation of a GenBank genome assembly. Lineage: Eukaryota; Metazoa; Nematoda; Chromadorea; Rhabditida; Oxyuridae.
GCAUCCCACUUUCAGAAAAUGUGUGACGAAAGUGAAAGGACAUGUUAUGUAACAAAUCUUCAUGAACAAGUUACUCAAUCCAUACUGGAAGAAAUGUUUAUCCAGAUGGGACCCGUUGAGAAAGUUAUAUUGAACUUCAAAAGAGGAUAUCGGUACUCUCUUGUGAUCUUUAAAGACCCUGAAUCAGUUAUUUUUGCCUCUCAGUGCCUCGAUAAAAUCCCCUUGUACGGAAUGGAAAUAUCUGUACGACCAAAAGGUCAUAGUGAGCAGGAGAAGAAGUACAAGGACUUAUUAGCAAAGGCAGCGCGUGAGAAGCAAAAUUCCCUUACUUGUCCGGCAGCGACACAUUCCAGCAACUCCGAUCGUCGAGAAAAAAGAAGCAAAAACGUAAAGGAAGUGUACAGCAUUACCCCCUGCAGUAGUCGCCAAUACCCCAGAUACGAAACUGGUGUGGGAUUUCGCUUGAAGCUAAUGCUUUCUCAACCACUUUGUGAGUCCCAGUUCUUGAAAAAAAAAAUUACAGGGUACCAGGGCCCCAGACAUGGCAGGUCAUCCGUUAACUACCGACCAGUUCACCGUAACAGUCGCGAGGAAUUCUUCCGACAAACAUUCUUUAGGUGA